Messenger RNA from Ruditapes philippinarum (Manila clam), 548 nucleotides. RefSeq names its product cadherin-related tumor suppressor-like. The transcript has 2 exons. Gene Ontology annotation, molecular function: calcium ion binding. NCBI's taxonomy places the organism in Eukaryota, Metazoa, Mollusca, Bivalvia, Venerida, Veneridae. The record is from RefSeq and is a predicted model, not a curated record. Gene Ontology annotation, cellular component: plasma membrane. The annotation marks the transcript as partial. Gene Ontology annotation, biological process: homophilic cell-cell adhesion.
AGGCACAAUUGUAACAAAAGGCCCUCUUGAUCGAGAGGUAACGGAGCAGUAUUCUCUCAGAGUCACGGCAACAGAUGGAAUUCAGUCAUCGUCAUGCAUGGUACGAAUAAACGUACAGGAUGUCAACGACAACGCCCCGAAAUUUACCAAGUCAUUCUACUCCUUUGAUAUAUUGGAGGAUACAGAUAUAGAUACGACAGUUGGCAGUAUACGGGCAUAUGAUCCAGAUGAAGGUGAAAAUGGACGUGUGGCCUACUCGCUGACCUCCGGUUGGGGUAAUGACACAUUUAGCUUAGAUGCUGAAAAAGGGACGUUCACACUUCUUCGGUUAUUAGAUUUUGAAGAGAACCAGCUUUACACAGUCCAGGUGAACGCUUAUGACUUUGGCAAUCCGGCGCAGACCAGCUCAGUUCUGGUUUACUUCAAUGUCAAGGACACCAACGAUAAUACACCAGUGUUUGAGCAAGGAAUAUAUGAUGUGGCUAUCUUAGAGAAUGUUACUGUGGGAACCAGCAUUGUCCAAGUCCAAGCCCCAGAUGUUGACACAG